GAGCCUUCUCCCGCACCGUAGAUAACCCGGAUGUGCAAUCAUUGACCCCAGUGCAACCUCUCCUCACGUUUCCACAGUUUUUUGUUUAAAAACUGUCUAAUUCUGCAUGUUUUUUCAGCCUGUUGUCGGAAAGUGAGCCACAUUCGUCACAGCAAGAAGAGGUAAUCAGCCACCAUGUUCCUCACCCUCACCCUGCUGCGGAAAGGCAUCCCUGGGAAGCAGUGGAUCGGAAAGUACCGGCGUCCACGACAGAUUACCUGGCAGAUGAAGCGCAAUAUGCUCAAACGUCUGGAGCAAGAGGCGGCGAACGAAUACUGGAUCAGCCGGCCAUAUUUGACCACAGAACAGGAGUACCGCACCGCCGCAGAACGCAGAGCCCAGAACUGGCUCAAGAUCAAGGAGACCAAAUUCGCCAAUUUUCCUGAACACAAGCACAUCACAGAUCACCUGAGUCAUCUCAAAAUCACCAAGACAUGGUCGAGUUAAUGUGAGCAGUGAAAUGACACGCAUAGACUGUCUUUAUAUAUGUGACAAUGUAAAAUGUUAAUGUGUUCAAGAGAGAUUCGAGUUUUGUUAUUUUGUGAAGCGGGACUUUGUCAGCUGAGAAGUUGCCAUGAAAAGAUGUCAGAGUCCACAAUAGCCUGUUUUAACUCCAUGUCUCCAUAAAACAUAUCUAUAAACUC
Messenger RNA from Lates calcarifer (barramundi perch), 683 nucleotides. RefSeq names its product mitochondrial ribosomal protein L57 (gene mrpl57). The record is from RefSeq and is a predicted model, not a curated record. Lineage: Eukaryota; Metazoa; Chordata; Actinopteri; Centropomidae. Gene Ontology annotation, cellular component: mitochondrial ribosome. Gene Ontology annotation, biological process: mitochondrial translation. The coding region runs from base 175 to 486 and encodes 103 amino acids. Gene Ontology annotation, molecular function: structural constituent of ribosome. The transcript has 2 exons.